CUGCAGGCCCAGUGGUCGGCUCUGGAGCAGCUUGCGGCCGCGAGGAAGCGGCGCCUGGAGGAGGCGAUGGCGCUGCACCAGUUCCAGGCGGACGCGGACGACGUGGACGCGUGGAUGCUGGAUGCCCUGCGCAUCGUGUCCUCCGGGGACACGGGCCACGACGAGUUCUCCACGCAGGCGCUGGUCCGCACCCACAAGGACGCCGCGGCCGAGGUGGCCCGCUACCGGCCCGUCAUCGACUCGCUGCACGAGCAGGCGGCCGCGCUGCCCGCUGGGGGGGCGGAGGGGGCGCAGGCCCGCCUGGCCGGCAUGGAGGACCGGUACCGCGAGGUGUCUGCGCUGACCGGGCUCAGGAAGCAGGCCCUGCAGGACGCCCUGGCGCUCUACAAGAUGCUCAGCGAGGCCGACGCCUGCCAGGUCUGGGUAGGCGAGAAGGAGCAGUGGCUCCACGGUCUGGAGAUCCCCCAGAGCCUGGAGGACCUGGAGGUGGUCCAGCACCGGUUUGAGAGUCUGGAGCCCGAGAUGAACAACCAGGCGUCCCGCGUUGCCGUGGUGACGCAGAUCGCCAGGCAGCUGAUCCACAACGGCCACCCGAGUGAGAAGGACAUCAAGACCCAGCAGGACAGACUCAACAACAGGUGGAGCCAGUUCCGUGACCUGGUGGACCAGAAGAAGGAGUCCCUGAACUCGGCUCUCGGCGUGCAGAACUACCACCUGGACUGCAACGAGACCAAGUCCUGGAUCCGGGAGAAGACCAAGGUCAUCGAGUCCACGCAGGAGCUGGGCAACGACCUGACGGGCGUCAUGGCGCUGCAGAGGAAGCUCACGGGCAUGGAGCGCGACCUGGCCGCAAUCGAGGACAAGCUGGGAGACCUGGGGGGGGAGGCCCAGCGCCUGGGGGGGGAGCACCCGGACCAGGCCAGCGCCAUCACAGGCCGCCUUGCGGAGAUCUCGGCUGUCUGGGACCAGAUGAAGGAGGCCCUGAGGGCUCGCGAGGACUCGCUGGGCGAGGCCCGGAAGCUGCAGCAGUUCCUGCGUGAGCUGGAUGACUUCCAGGCGUGGCUGUCGCGCACACAGACCGCCGUGGCCUCGGAGGACGGGCCCACCACGCCGGCCGAGGCCCAGCGCCUAGAGGGCCAGCACCACGCCAUUCGCACCGAGAUCCUCAACUACGAGGAGGACUACCAGCGCAUGCGGGCCAUGGGCGAGACGGUGACGCGGGGACAGACGGACGCGCAGCACAUGUUCCUGCGCCAGCGGCUGCAGGCGCUCCACACCGGCUGGGAGGAGCUGCACCGCAUGUGGGAAAACAGGCAGAACCUGCUGAGCCAGUCCACCGCCUACCAGCUGUUCCUCAGGGACAGCAAGCAGGCCGAGGCCUUCCUCAACAACCAGGAGUACAUCCUGGCCCACACUGAGAUGCCCCCCACCCUGGAGGGCGCUGAAGCCGCCAUCAGAAAGCAGGAGGACUUCAUGACCACCAUGGACGCCAACGAGGACAAGAUCAACGGCGUGGUGGAGGCCGGCCGGCGGCUGGCGAGCGACGGCAACAUCAACGCCGAGCGGAUACAGGAGAAGGUGGUCUCCAUCGACAACAGACAUAAGAAGAACAGGGAGGCUGCGGUGGAGCUGCUGAUGAGACUGAAGGACAACAGAGACCUGCAGAAGUUCCUGCAGGACUGUCAGGAGCUGUCUCUGUGGAUUGAUGAGAAGAUGCUCACGGCUCAGGACCUGACGUACGACGAGGCCAGGAACCUGCACAGCAAGUGGCUGAAGCACCAGGCCUUCAUGGCCGAGCUGCAGUCCAACAAGGAGUGGCUGGACAAGGUCCAGAAGGACGGCAUGCUGCUGGUGUUGGAGAAGCCGGAGACAGAGGCAGUGGUGCAGGAGAAGCUGUCUGCGCUCCACGCCAUGUGGGAGGAGCUUGAGUCCACCACGCAGACCAAGGCCCAGUGCCUGUUCGACGCCAACAAGGCCGAGCUGUUCACCCAGAGCUGCGCUGACCUGGACAAGUGGCUGGGGGGCCUUGAGGGCCAGAUCCAGUCCGACGACUACGGGAAGGACCUGACCUCCGUCAACAUCCUGCUCAAGAAACAGCAGGUAGCGCAGGACUCAGUUUCUAUUGAUAAUGA
Messenger RNA from Etheostoma cragini (Arkansas darter), 2132 nucleotides. Its product is annotated as spectrin beta chain, non-erythrocytic 1-like. Gene Ontology annotation, molecular function: actin filament binding. Gene Ontology annotation, cellular component: cell projection; cortical actin cytoskeleton; cell junction. The transcript has 8 exons. The record is from RefSeq and is a predicted model, not a curated record. The annotation marks the transcript as partial. Lineage: Eukaryota; Metazoa; Chordata; Actinopteri; Perciformes; Percidae. Gene Ontology annotation, biological process: actin cytoskeleton organization; protein localization to plasma membrane.